CACCAGCUCUUCGUGCUUUAGAAAGAACGCGAUGAAUAUUUGUCCGACACUCCUAAAGGAAUCUGCCGAUCGAAUGUUUUAUUUUUCUGAAAACUAGCGUCUAUGUUGUUCUCAUAGAUUUUCUUUCAAUUCCAUCAUAGCGUGAGUGAAAGUAAGUGGAAACUAUUUCGUCGAACUGGAGCAAGUAAAUCAUUUUCCUCGUACCUUGAGGAGAUGAGAGGUUCUUUUAUCGUUUCCUUCACCAAAGGAAGACAAAAGUGGCUUUAUCAGAGGUAAGUCUUUGUAACAAUAGCUUCUUUCCGGUUGCUAUGUUUGAGAAAAAUGAGAAAAUUUUAGGUUAAUAGAACUUUGAAAUUGCGGUUGUGGUACAACUUCUGAACUUCUCACGUGGGCGAGUCAGUGGCGAGCUGCCCGCGGCGAUAUAGAACUGAGUAGCGACAGGAAAUUUGCAUCAUAUUUUACUAUCCUCAAUAAUGUACUGCCGAAAGAAAUUUCAAGGAGAAUUUAGUGCUCGUAAGCUCUCCAUGAAGGCCAUCGAUUGAAAAACAACUUUGAAAGGUGCUAAUCCUAAUCAUAUUUCGAAAAAACAACGACCGAAUUGUUUUUUUAAGCAUUUUUGAUUACAUUCACGCGUUUUUUUCCUGUUAAUAUUUAAAGUUCCCUAUUUUAGGGUACAAGGGUAUUAAGGGUUGUUUCGAUUUAUUCAGUUAUCGUACCGUUUUAUUUUUCAGAGUUAUUCAGACGUUUACGUCACUGCGAAACUAAAAAGUGAAUCUAAUACAGCCCGCCUCCGGAAACAGAUCAAUUUUCAAGACAACAUUUUAGUGUGUGAACCCAACGCAUUGAUCGAAUAGUCGUGAGAAACGGCGAGGGUGGACACGCAGAUAAACUGAGAAGCGCCCGAGAUCAUCUGCCGCUAUCAAAGUUUGAAGAUUAUUGGUGACCAUCUGCCAGAUUUAUAAAUAGGCAAGAAGCCUCGAUCUCUAGAAAUUAUUCCGGCAAAACGUUAGAUUCGUAGAAUUAUCGCACUUCCAGAACUAUUGCGCACAAUGAUUGGCUGUUUACUAACGUCACGUGGUAAGAGUCGUCGUCGAACACGGAAAUUGCAGUCGAGCGAAUGGAUCAAAAUGGCCGGAGUACCUCCAAGCAGUCGAAGUUCGCGAUUUCUUUCUCGUUUGCACGAUGCUCUAACACACGCCGUAACACCACGAUUGCAAAUCGACAGGAAGACUAUCGAGAAAACAUGGAAACUGAUGGACAAAGUGGUGAAGCUAUGCCAAAAUCAACGGCUGUCGUUGAAGAACAGUCCCCCUUACAUUCUAGACAUACUCCCCGAUACUUAUCAACAUUUGAAGUUAAUUAUUUCGAAGUACGAGGAUCGUAUGCACAUCUUGAACGAUUGUGAGUAUUUUAGGAUAUACAUCGAGAACCUUAUUAAGCAGUCGAAGCUCGCCAUCAAGCUUUUUAAGGAAGGCAAGGAGAAAAUGUACGAUGAGGAUUCGACUUACAGACGAAGCUUAACAAAACUAAGCUUGGUCUUCAGCCAUAUGCUUGCUGAAGUCAAAGCAAUAUUUCCUCAAGGAACUUAUAUAGGCGAUGGCUUCAGGAUUACAAAAUAUGAUGCAGCUGAAUUCUGGAGAAAGUCGUUCGGUGUUGGGUAAGGAAAUUUAUGUUAAUUUUUUGUUGAUGAUAUUGUUAUUGUUCUUCAAACCGAGGAGAUCACUGGAUGGAUUUGCUGUGUUUCAGUGUGUAACUCAUAAAAACUCCUCGUUUCAGAAUUAUUGAGGUUUUUUGCAGGUGGUCCUUGCCCGGCCUUAUCAGUUUGAAGCUUUUUUAUUCGUUCAAUUGCGCUUUAGUCUUCAACGCAUUUAGAGCUUGUCAAAACGGAAAACGAUAAAGGAUUAAUUUUCUAAAUUGCGUGGCUCGCUUGACGUGAAAAGUCAGGUUAAGUAAGCUUAACAAGUCUUUUGUUUGAAAAUAUUUCCAUUGAAAUGAAACACAAUCGGCAGGACAAUUUUCCUUUUGUAUUAAAUGCAGGUGAUACAAAAUCUUCUCCACCAACGGGCCUUCUUGUAACUGUAGUUUUUCGUACACUAUUGAAGCUUAAUUUUAAAACCUCUUAUAUGCUGCAGAUGCCAAGCCUCGCACAAAAAAUGAGCAUUUAUUUGACCCCAAGUCUGCUUUAUUUUAAUGAUGCAUGAAUUUAUAAAGAGCAUUCACUUUUGAGGUUAUAAUUUCCAAGGAAGGUGUUCACAGUAUGGAUAAUGUGUUUUACAGUUUGACGUUGUAAACACAAGCUAUUAUCUUCGUUGUUUAAUAUGUUAUUGGUCGCCAUAUGUGGAUUACUUGUCAUACAUGCAAAUACAUUUAAAUAGCAACAAAAAUUGUUUCACUGCAAAUUAAUUCUAAAAGGUAUAUUAUAUUUGGAAGUUUCAUCUGAACAUCUUUUGUUCAAAAUAGCAAGCAACAUAAAAUUAAUAGCAUCAUCAAUCCUUACAGUGUGAAAGAAGCUGUGUGUGUAGUCAAGUAAAUCCAGGCUCAAAAUAAUGUUAUAAAGCAACCAUUUCAAGCUGGCUUAACUGCAGUUGGCUGCUUAUUAAUAUGAUCUUUGAAAAAUCCAACUCAGUGCUAUGUAUUGGCCAUUUAAAUGAUAAUUAAGUGCAUGUCAGUGUUUGAUUCGUUGAAUUCAGUCUUGACCUUAAAACAAUUUUAUUAGAAGGUCCUGGAACCAAAAAUGAGUGAUUAUUUUUGUUCAUUGUUUGUCUCCAUGUUGUGGAACUUGCCCUUUCGAAUUGGAAAGCAGCGACUGUUGUGUCAUAGAUAAGUUGCAAAUCAGAUAUUCAAGAUUUUUUCUUUAGUGAAACAUGUUUUGCAAGUAAAACUUUUUGACAGGUCAAACAUAUUUGAAAGAAAAAGUGAAAGAGGGAGAAGGGUGUGUAUGUUACAGAUUAAAGUUAUAUUCAGAUUUAAUUUUUUUUACCGAAGUUGAUUCUCAAUUUCCUCUGUCUCCUAGCAAAGGAAAUUGAGAAUCAACAUAGGUUAAAGAUUUUUAACCUGAAUUUAAUUUUGAUCUGUAAUAUAUAUUUGAAGAAGGCACUUCUUCAGUUAGAAAGACAAUAUUCAUGAUAUUUUAGCGUAAAAUAAAAUUUUAUGUUGGCAAGCAAUAUGAAAAGCUGUGAGCCUGUGGAUCACUGCGGUGUUAGCCCACUUGGUAUCUCCUUACUUGGCACUGUGCCUAAUAUAUUAUGCCGUGUGCCCUCUUAGUCAGCAUUUUUUUUAUUGCUGCAAGUUCAAGCUGGCUCUUCUUGCCUAAAUUUUGCUCACCAAAGCCUUGUGUGUUGUGUUAUUUCUUAGUUGACAUACCAUAACAUUAACAGGGCAUUUACCCUUGCUAAAGAGUCAAGGAAAAAUAACUGAAGCAGGACUGCAAGUAAUUUUUAUUUCUUGAAAGGAUAUAUGUCUGAUUAAGUCACCAUUUUGGCCUGACAAAAUGGUAAUUGUAGACAGACUCAAUCAGGGAUGUGUUGUUCAUCUCAGGUAGACCUAGUACUGCCAUGUAUUCACUGUAAAGCCACAAAGCAGUGCUUUUUUCCUGACUCAAAUUCUCCAAACUGAUGUUCAUACAUAUCAUUAAAGAAUUACUCAAGAGGAUUUGAUAAAAGAUCAGAGCAUUCUCCCUCAGGGCCUAGUUGUUCGAAGGCCGAUAAGCGCUAACCGGGGGUUAAAUUUUAAUCCCAGUUUCUUUUUCUUUUUUUAAAAGCACUUUCUCGAACAAUUCUCUCUAUUCUUUUUAGAGCAUCCAAUCAUCAGAUUGUAAGAAGAAUUAAAGUGAAUUUGCUUUUUAAUCUUUUGCACUAACCCUGGGUUAUCUUAACCCAUGUUUGAACAACCCAGCCCUGGUGAUUAUUUUAUUAAUUCUCGUAACUUUUUCUCUUGAUUAAGUAAUGACAUUGUGUGAAGAAAAUUGAUGUUGGUCACUCUUGCGACCUGAACUGUUAAUAAUAAAUUAUUUCUACUACCGUUUAGUAAAACAACUGUAUCAUGGAAGCAGUUCCGUCAGACUCUCCAAACGGUACAUCAUAUAAGUUCUGGUUUGGAGGCAAUGGCCUUGAAAUCAACAAUAGAUCUGACCUGUAAUGACCACAUAUCCAUUUUCGAGUAUGACGUCUUCACAAGAUUAUUUCAACCAUGGUCACAUCUACUUCAGAACUGGAAUCUUCUGGCUGUAACACAUCCUGGUUAUUGCGCAUUCAUGACGUAUGAUGAGGUGAAGGCUCGCCUUUGUAAACAUCUAGACAAGCCUGGAAGGUUGGUUGUUGAUUUGUGAUAUAUUUGAUAUAAUAGUAUCAAGUUUAUACUUAAUAAAUAUAUUGUAGUUAAUUCUUAUUUUUAUAUUGUUUUUUGGGUAUGGUAAUGUUUGCUAAUGAAUAUGAAACAAAGGAAAAAUAAAAAUUACCUGAAAUAAAAAAUUAACUGCAACAUAUGUAGAUACAUACAAUGGAUAGCAGACGUUUUAAUAAAUUUUUUAGAUGAUGUCAGGGCAGGUGGACUUUAAUUACCCAGUUACUUUACUUUUCAGAUGAAUAGAUGAAAUUUGCAUGUUUAAGACUUCCUUUCAGCUAUCAUUAAUGAUAAUAGUGAUAACUAAAUGGUACCAGUUUUUCAGACAAUAAUGUUUACUUUGUGGUCGCUUUACAUAAAUCUAGGUGGAGAUGAAAGGGGAGGAGCAGGAAAAAAGAGGAAGUGAAAAAAUAAGAACCUAUCAGACAUUAAUCACAGUAAAAUAACUGCAUGAGGCUGUGUGUGAUAUGAAGAAUUAUGCAGACCAAGGAGGGUGUUGGCCAAGGUGCAUAACAUCCUCUAAGAUCUGCAUAUUGGUAUUUCUUUAUUUCAUACAAAAGCUGAAAGGAUGUGGCAGUUAAUAUCAGUCCUUCCAAAUAUCUUGAAAAGCAUCUUUUGUAAAUGAGUUGAGGGGUUUACCCACUGGCCCUAGUUGUUUAAAUGCUGGAUAGUGCUCUCCACCGGAUAAAUUACUAUUCAGCUGGGGAUAGGUAUCAGGAAAACCCAUUACGUUAUCCACCGGAUAGGGGUUUAUCCAGUGGAUAGCAUUUUCCACCUUUUUAACCCUUUAAGCCCCAGUAUCCACAAACAAAUUCUCCAAACUGAUCUCUAUACAUUUCCUUAAAGAAUAAGUAGAGAGAAUUUGAUAAUAGAUCAAGGCAUUUUCUCUUGAGUGAUCAUUCUAUUAAUUCUCAUAACUUAUCUCUUGACAGUGUAUGGAUAUAGUUUGGAGAAAUUUGAUCUUGGUCACUAUUGGGACUUAAAGGGUUAACAACUGGGGUCUGGAAGAUUAGGGGAUUAGUAAAUUGUAGCUUUUCUGAUAUUCAACAUGUAAUAUGGUUUAUUACAGCUAUAUCUUCAGAUUAAGUUGUACAAGACUUGGCCAGUGGGCCAUAGGAUAUGUGACGCCGGAACACAGUAUUCUACAGACUAUCCCUCAAAACAAGUCACUGUGCCAGGCGCUCAUAGACGGAGCCAGAGAAGGAUAGUAAGUCUUCUUCCUCUAAUCCCUUUUACUUCCGCACGUGGCUUAAAUCGAUUUUAAACGAAAAUUCAAAAUUUCAAUUUUGAAAAUGAAGAAGAACAGAUAGUAAUAUGUGAAAGUACUGUUAGGGGUGUUUCAUUUCAUAUAUCUAAAAUAAUAUUUACAUUGUUUAACCCAGACAGGAUUAGCUCAGUUGGUAGAAUGCUUGACUGCAGAGCAGGAAGUUGUGGGUUCAAUUCCUAGGGCUGAUCCACUACUCAGGGUCUUAAAAUAACUGAGAAAUGAAGGCACUUCCUUCGGGUAGCUAGGAUGACCAAUGAUGUAAAAUGGUGGUCCCAUCCCCUGUAGGAGAUGGAAAUAUAGCAUGCCCUGCCCUCGGUUAGUACUUUUGUGCUAAAUAUUAUAAUUGAUUGACGUUCAAAUAAACUGCAUUUUUCUAGUUAUCUGUAUCCUGAUGGUAAACCAGACAACCCUGAUGUUAGCCACCACUUGAUAACCCCGCCCGAUGAACAUAUUACUGUCACCGAGGAGCAGUAUGAGCUGUACUGCGAGAUGGGCUCCACAUUUCAACUCUGCAAAAUCUGCGCUGAAAACAACAAAGAUGUACGCCUGGAGCCCUGUGGUCACUUGAUGUGCCACCUCUGCUUGGAGCAGUGGCAGGAGACUGGGGGGGAGGGAUGUCCGUUUUGCCGUUCUGAGAUCAAAGACAUGCAAACCAUUGUUGUUGACCCUUUUGUUCCGCAUCAUGAACAGCCAUCAAGUACAAGUAUGCCAGCUGAGAUCCAAGAGAAUCAGGUUGAAUUUGAUGAGGAGGAAGUAAUGGAGGUCAGGAUAGUGUAACAAAAGUCUCCAUUUUCAGAACAGUGAACAAAGAAUACUUAGAUAAGAAAGUAGUGAUUGAUGAGUGACUUGAUUGCAGAGUUAAUUACCUUGUCAUAAGUAGGUAGGGUAUGAUCAUUGGGUUCAGUGUAGUCCUGAAUAGCAGGGUUCUCAAUAGAUUUUUAAGUAGGAGGUGAUCACUGAUAAAGUAAGAGGCUCUUCAGCAAAGCCAGAGGUGUCAAAACAAAGCAAAGAAAAGCGACUUAAACACAAAGUAAGCGGCUAUAAAUCCGAAAGUAAGCGGCGAUCAAUCGCCGGGUGCCGCCUUCUAUUGAGAACCCUGGAAUAGGACUGUUGUUGAAGGUGACUGAUGUUUCAAUAGCCUGUCCCGUAGUCAUCUUCAGAGUCAGCAUGAGUUGUAUCAUGCUAGUUGAUGGUAUUAAAUGCUGGUUAUCGAUUUGAUUGGUCUAUUAUUUCAUGAUGUUAUUGGCCGUCUGUGAAUCACAAUGUUAUCAUCUUACUACAUAUACCACACUAUUGUUUGUGGUCUUCCCUUUGUUAAAAGGUUUUCCAACCCCAGCAAUUUUUAAGCAACAAUAACCCUAAACUAAGCACUAAAUUGAAUUAAUGUAUGUUUUUAAAUUUACUGUCGAUUGCAUCUGAGCGUGGACAUGAGACAAAAAAACAUGUUCUAAUAGGGUGCCAGACAUGAAGUUUGGCCGCCGUUAAAGCACACUGUCACAGCAAAGGUUAAGUUGCUUGCAUGUUUUUGAUCAGCUUGUUCUACUUAUGUUUCAUUUUUCUCAAUUUUGAGUGAUAUUUCUCGAUCAGAAACAGCACACUUGCUUUUAAGAAUUUUUCUUUGAAGUCUUACAAAAACCCAGAAAUUCUUCUAAACGUUUUGCGAUGAAUAUUUUGUUGAGAGAAAACAAAUCAAGUCGACAAACAGCUGCCCACUUUGCACAUGAACGUUCGUCUAACGCCACCUCAAACUUCAACGAUUUAGUGGCAAAAGAUGUCAUGCUUUCACCCAAUUAGAAUAUUUUUUUUUGUCGCAUGUACACGCUUAGAUGCAACCGAUGGUAUGUCAAUUUGGUUAUUACCCAUGAUAAUACUGUAUUUUGUUUCUCUUCUCAGGAUCCAAGUCAGUGGAUAACAUUGCAGUCUCCUCAAGAAAGUAAUGACCUGAACAGACAUUUGGAGGAUGCUCCGCCACCCCUACCUCAAAGACGAAACCAACUGCUCAAUGUACAGUCACCAACUUCACCCACCCUCAUAGUAACACAUGCUUCGCCAUUUAGUUCUCCGAGAAGCUCAUCAAGGUCCUCUCCACACAGUUCUCCAUGGAACUCACCAAGAACCUCUCCUAGGAAUUCUCCAAGAAGUUCGCCGCUGGCAUCUCCAAACGUUUCACCUCAUUCGUCACCCCAGGCAUCACCUUGUAAUUCACCCCAAAACUCACCUGCACAGAUUCGUAAAGGAAGACCUCCACCACCACCAAUUAUUGACAAUGAGAAUGACAGCCCUCCUGCUAUACCAGAGAGGAGUUAUAAAAGCAGGGGGAGUGUGGAGAAAAAAGAUAAAAACAGAGAUGUCAAUCGUGAAAGAGGGGACAACCGAAGGGAUACGAUUGGGUACGCAGAUAUUGAUACUUCAAAUGUGCCUAGUGAUUCACAUAAUCAAAUUUCCCAUCAGAAUAGGACAAAUUAUGCACAGCUAGCCUAUCCUGCUCCCAACAAUGACUUGGGUGCUAGCGGUGUUGAAAGAAGCACCGCAAAUGGAAACAUGUUUGCUGAAAUUUGUACCAAUGAUGAAGCAGCCUGCUAUGAUUUUCCGCUCCCAAUUUUGUCAGACAAAGGAGAUAACACACCCUUUAAGCAGAAUGGCUUGUCUAAUAGCGCUGGCAGCUUGGAACCUGUGGCUGACCCCUUUGCUGAUGAUCCAUUUGCACAGUGGGAUGAGUCCAAAGACAAGGAGUUUGAAAAUGACUUUUUAAAGGGUCCUUUAGUCGUGGCACUUCCUCCGCCGCGUUCACAAAGCUUUGACACUUGGGAGGCACGCGGAACCAAUGAUAAAGGUAAACGCCCAUCGUCUUCUAGGACCUUUAUUAAGGCAAGGUCAACAGAUGAUGUACUUGAUGAUCCUACGUAUUCAAACGUAAAAACCGCUGCUAAUAAACGUGGAAAAAACAGGAAUUCUGCAGCUGUAUUUAACCCCCCAAACACUUUUCGUCCUUCACUUGUCUCACGGAAUAGCUGGUCUGGUGCAGAAGCCAAAAGCUUCAGUAACCCUACAUAUACUGCUGAGAAUUUUGACCCAAGUAAGUUAGAAGCCAUCGAGGAUGCCAGGCACCGAAGACUUCCCAGACUUCCGGAUGACAACUCGAACAAUGAUGCAAUGCAGUUUUAUGAAGAGGAUUUUACCAUCCUUCAAGCCCAAGGUUAUUCUCGAGAGGAAAUCACCAGGGCUCUUAUUGUGGCUGAGAACAACUUUGCUAUGGCCAGAAAGAUACUUCGUGAAUUUUCUCAAGGGACCAGAAAGUUAUGAAUAUUUUCACUUUCAAUCAUCAGACGGCUUAUUGCAGUGGAUCAUUUGCUCUCAGGGUCGUCGAAGAAAAGCAAUGAAGAAACAGGAUUACAGUCAAGGCAGGUCAGGCAUACCCCCCAAGGUUUUAUUAAUAAACUGAUUUAAAAAAUGAAUCUGUUAGUCAUUCCCAUAACUCGUGUCAAAUUCAAUUCGGCAUUCCUGCAUGUAUAAUGAGCAGUGAAUGUUUUACGAGAACUUGUCUGUAUUUGGUCAGAUUAAAAAUCUUUGAAUGGAAAAUUACUUUGAAGACAUUUCUAUCAAAUUUAGGAAAACUGAGCUGGUAGAAAUUUCAUGACUACCUUGCGUGUGCAUUAUCGGUUCAUUACACAUGCACGAAUGCAGAGAUGAGUCUGAAAUCUACAACUGCCAAUGGAUUUAACUUUCGAAGAAUAAAUUCAUUAAUGGCAUCUUUGGGGUACACUUGACCUGGCUUGACUGUGGUAAUACAACUAUGUUGGGCAGUCAGCAAUAUUGUUUUCUUUUGAGAGCUAAUGAAUAAUGUCAAGUACUUCAGGACAAAUAAUUCAGUUAGAACCAUGUUGGUUAAGCUGUUUAAAUUAUUUUUAAGAUAUUGGCUUGCAAUAAGCAGUAAUAAUAAUUAUUAAAAUACUAUUAAUUCUUGAACACUGACAGAUUAACGCCAUGGAAUUCCAUCUAUUAGAAAAUGCACAUUUUACAGAAGCAAAAAUUAAAUUCUGUGACAUGUUGCCAUGGACAAUGGCACAUGAAAAACAUGAGAAUUAUGAAAGUAGGACAUGCAUUGAAAAUCUUUAGGACAAUUAACUCCAUAGAAUCUUUAUUUAAGAUUUUUGACAGCUAAACAUGCUAAAACUACUAGCAGAUUGCUAGUAGAGGCAUGAUUGGGUCCCAUGUAUUUUAGAUAUACGGUGUUCUUUCCCUUUUUUGGUUUACUACCCUUAGCGUUAAUAAAGGUGAAGUGAUUGUUGUAUCUUUGCAUAAUUUGUUAUUCAAAGCCACAUUCAAUAAUAGGUUAACUUCAAAGUGUCGUGGUUGAAAUUCCUCACAAACUACCCAAGGUUCUUUUUGUUGUUGAGUUUUGUCAUAAUGUUUUGUUUUCUCUGCGAAGAAAUAAAAAUAAUAUUUUUUUCUUGAAAAUUGUAUGAGUUAGAGGAUGUAAGUCAGGAAGUGUUUAGUACAAAAAUAAAUCAAAGUACUGUCUACCAAGCUACAAUGAUUGCAGAUUAUUGGUUUCUUUUUUGGGAGCAUCCCUUGGUCUUGAUUGUUUUGAAGCUCCAUGCAAAGGGAAAACCAAACUAGUCAAUAGUAGCCUAUCAAAGAAAUAAUAGGUAAGGGUAAUAGGACUGAGUGGAGUACAAUUCAGGGAGUAAUCGGGCGAGUAAUUCCAGUGCGAGGCCGAUUUGAAAUUACAAGCCAAAUCACCCUGGAAUUGUACGGCACGAAGUCCUAUUACCAAUAAAUAGUGUCAAUAACAUUUUAUGAGAAUCUCAGUCCUGGAAUAUUA
Porites lobata is the source of this 10433-nucleotide messenger RNA. The record is from the annotation of a GenBank genome assembly. Lineage: Eukaryota; Metazoa; Cnidaria; Anthozoa; Scleractinia; Poritidae.